AUGGAGCUUGAUGGAAGCGAGGUGGCUUGCUUGGAAUCCUUAGCAAGAAAGCUCAGGAGGGUGGGGACUCGGCAACAGUCCGGGAAUCUGGGACUCCGAAGCCCUUUGGGGGCUGCACUGAUCCUGUCCCCGCCUACAGGCGUGAAGACCCCUUUGUGGAAGAAGGAGGUAGAGGAUCCCGAGGCCAGAGAGGAGGAGAUAGAGGAUGAUUCAUCAUCGUCCUCGUCGUCGUCGUCGGUAGAGGAGAGGUCGGACCCCGAGAGCGCGACGGAGACAGAGGAGGACUCCCGAGAAGCGGAUGAGCGUGAGGCCCGCUCGGUGUCCUACAGUCCGCUGCGCCAGGAGCCCAGCAGCCAGCAGGUGGCGCUGCUGCGACGCUCCGAUAGCAGCUUCUGGGGCUGGCUCAGCCCGUUCGCUCUGCUGGGCGGCCUGACGGCCCCUGCGGACAGGAAGCGGGGUGCCCCGGAGGAACCGUGCGUGCUGGAGACGCGGCGGCGGCCACCGCGCCGCGGGGGCUGUGCGCGCUGUGAGAUCCUUUUCUGCAAGAAAUGCAAGACUCUGCACAGCCACCCGGCCUACGUGGAGCACUGUAUUCUUGAGCACCCUGACCUGGGUAAGGCGGAGGCUGCCGGCAACUCUGAGCACAUCCACUCCCAGCCUCUGCGCCCGCAACGCUCCAAACUCUUCUAUCUGUAGUGAGUGCCACAGAACUGUCCCUUCAAGCCGCCAUCCUUAGCGCCUCCUUCCGGUGAGAAGGCCCUCUGUCGGUUCACGGUUCCACCUGUUGUCUUGCCGGAAUUAUAGCAGAAACUAGGCACUCCUCCCCAGACAGUACCCAGCACCUGCAACCCUCCUGACCCUCACGCCUUCAACACACUCUUACCUGCACCGUUUUCAGGUCCUCUGGCCUCUAUCCAGGCAUGGCCUGGAGAAAAAUAGCCUCGGGGUUCCCUCAGCUCUCUUAAUAAAUUGUCUCAUUCCCUCUAACUCGGUAAUAAAGUCUCCAAUCAGAGUCGCUUGAGGUGGAAUAGAGAUAAACAUGAGACUCCUUUUUCUCCUGCUGGGUACAACCCAGACAGCAGAAGGCCAAUAAGGUGGUUCCUCCAUGGUUUCCCUGGGACAGGGCAGUACAAAGCACUUGCAUCCAAGGGCAGUCAAAGGCCAUUUUGUCCACUGCACAGAGAAGAAAGGAGGGCGCAUGGCCAGCAAUGCCAUGCCAGUUUCUGAGAAACUGUGGGCUGCUCCCUUGCCAGAUUCACCGAGAGCUGGCUGUUGGUGGUCACUCUGUGUGUGUGUGUGUGUGGUGUGUGUGUGUGUGUGUGUGUGUGUGUGUGU
Messenger RNA from Arvicanthis niloticus (Nile rat), 1335 nucleotides. Lineage: Eukaryota; Metazoa; Chordata; Mammalia; Rodentia; Muridae. The record is from RefSeq and is a predicted model, not a curated record.